UUUUGAUGACUUCGUGGUCUUGUCUCAAGAGCCGAUUCCGGUUGAUCUAGUACCUCGGACACCUCGACAUCACUUCGUCAUUCCCCCCAAUGUGGUAGUCACUCGUUAUUGUUUUAUAUACACUUUUCAUCGGGGUAACCUGGUGGAUAUACCCUUCACCUACAGUCUUUACUCAUAUCCUCAUGACUUAUUCGACACACUCACUGUAAUAUCCUUUCGCCAAAAUGAGGCCCCUAGGUCUCUUACGCUCUUUUGCGAGCCUUGCGCUCUGCACGGCAACAUGGGCAAUGGACCCAACGGAUACCAUUAUGGAUGCCGACUCGGCUGCUGUCGGCUACCUCCCAACCCACAACAUGGAUCCAGCAACCAUUGAGGGAGGCGCAUUUGGCCAGAUUUGGUCCUUCACAACACCGAAGAAUCCUCUCAACCAGAUUGAGCAGUUCUACUCUAAACUCCUAGUCUACACACCCAAGGCUACGGGAAAGCAAACAGUCAUUGCCUUCUCAGAGCAAAACCGCAUUUACGUUCUCGAUGCGGUGAACGGCACACUCUACAGCAGCCGUGAUCUGAGCGAGCAGGAUCCCGCAGAAGCCCCUUUCAUGGUGUCCGACUUGGGCAACUGCAACGACAUUAGCGGAACAAUCGGUAUCACUGGUACGCCCAUCAUUGACCCCAACACAGAAACCAUCUACUUCUGGGCCAAGGGCUACAGGGACGCAACCACGAAAGGCUGGAAGAACGGUGCAUACCGUUUCCAUGCCAUUGAUGCAUGGACCUUGCAAGAGAGACCCGGCUUUCCAACCAACAUUGAAGGCAAGUAUGCCGAUAACGACAAAACCCGCUACUUCAACGGUGGCAGUGUUCUUCAGCGCACAUCCCUGAACCUUAUCAAUGGCGUGGUUUACGCUGGCUUUGGUGGCCACUGCGAUCUGUUCAACUACACCGGCUGGGUAGUUGGCAUGAGAGCUUCCAGUGGUGAGUUCGUCACAGCUUAUGCCGCUGCUGGUGGUGAUCGUGCCCCCAAACAAGAUGGCACCUGGGAAGGAGGCGGUGGUGGCUGCGGAAUCUGGCAGAGCGGUGCCAUUCUGGCCUCGGACAACCCGAGUCGUCUCUUCUUCGCUACUGGAAACGGCUACGGAGUCAUGGCGAACCAACAGCUAGCCGCCGGCGGCAGAACCCACCUCGACACACUCUCCGAAGCCAUCGUCAAUAUGGCCAUCGAUCCCGUCACUGGAAAGGUCACGCAACAAGACUAUUUCGAGCCAUACACUUACCAAGCUAUCGACUCUGCUGACCGUGACCUGGGUGGUGGUGGCGUUUCCAUCUUGCCAUUUGGCGGCGGUGGUGUCAAGCAGCUUGCGGUAACAGCAGGCAAGAACGGCCAGGCCUACAUUUGCAACGCUGAUAACCUAGGAGGCUACAAGAUGGGCACCGGCGGUGGUGACAACAUCAUCCAGACUAUCACUCCUCCUCAGGGUACAGCCAUGUUUGGAAACGUUGGCGCAUAUCCGCUUGAGGGUGGCUACAUGUACAUCACUCCAGUCGGUGCCCCGACUUAUGCCUACGCUCUUGGUUACGACUCAAGCGGAAGGCCGGCCUUCAGUGUAGCUGGUUCGACCCCUGACAAGUCGGCUGGAAGAGUUGGUACUGGAUCCGCAACCAUCACCACCCUCAACGGCCAACCGGGAACAGGCAUUCUCUGGAUGAGUGAUCCUGACAACGGAAUUCGCGCCUACCAUGCGGUGCCACGGAAUGGGCAGCUCGUAAAGAUUCCCCUUCCCGCUACUCCAGUCUUGUCCAAGUUCCAACGUCCCGUUUUUGGCGAUGGCCGGUACUACACCAGCACAUACACCGGACAGAUUCUGGCUUUCGGGUCCCCUGUCAAGUUGCCUUUUGACUGCGGUGGUCCUUUCAACCUCGGAGAGGUCCCCAUCGGAACAUCCAAGACGAUCAACGUCACUUGCACUGCCAAGAUCACUGUCAACCAGAUCACCAACAUCACAACUGGCAACCCCCUUUACAAGGUAUCCUUAGCCGACCUCCCCAAAACCGCUGUUACUGCUGGCAAAUCCUUCACCUUCCCUAUCAAGUUCGACUUGGGUGGGUACACGCUGGACCCUGGCAGCACAAGCUCCCCGACCAUGCAACCUGGUGUGCAAUCCGGCUCUGUCACCCUCACCACAGUCAAUGCUGUUACGGGUUAUUCGACUACACAGCCCCUUUCUGUGACCGGCAACACAGUGACAGACGGACCAUUUGCGGCCAUCAACCCCAAUGCAGUCGAUUUCCAACCGCUUGUCAUUGGAUCAGCCUCUGCGGAAGGAGGAUCGCAAAACACUGUGGUCAUUCAGAACUUGGGUAAAAGACCCAUGAGAAUCCUCGGGUAUGCUUUCACCACCGAUAGCCCUAACUCGGCAGCUGCUACAUUUGCGAACGUCACCAUCGAUGGCACUCACUCUAAGCUUGAUGCCGACGGUUUCUUCAUUGCCGAGGAUCUGCCUGCGAUCGGUUCUACUGUCGCCGCUGGAUCAUCUGUGAUCAUUCACAUGACGUUCCUUGCACCCAAGCUGGGUUCCUUCGCUACUACAUUCACAGUCUUCACCGACGGUGGCAUGGCCUACUCUGUCUUGACCGGUUCUGCCAACUCGCAGCCCAUUGCUCUCCUGGAACAUUCCACCAGCGAAGGCGGCUGGGUGACGAUUCCUUUCUGCAAUGACCCUACUCAAACUUGCACCUUCAAUAUCGACAUGGGCACUUCGCCUGGCUUGACCACCACUGAAGUGACCAUUCGGUUCACGAACAAGGGCGGUUCUGACCUGAUGAUUGACAAAUCCAAGCCCCCAAUGGGUUCUGUCCUUGGUGCCCAAAAUCCAAGCAGUGAUCUCUUUGAAGGCAUGGUAAUCAAGCCUGGAAAAUCCGAAAGUGCUACUCUCUUCUUCACACCCGGCGCUGCCCCUCUCAACGCGGAUCCCAUCGUUUACUCUGGCGCCUGGACACUGAACGUUAACGAUCUCACUUUCGGCGUGCAUGUUGUCAAUUUCAUCGGUACCCUACGUGCCACCAAGGUUGGCCCGACACUGCCAGAUGGAUCAGCUCGCUUCAAAUACCUUGGUUGCUACAGGGACAGCAGCGCCAAUCGUCUUGAGACCACCCAGGCGCAGUUCCCUUCGGAUAACGACAACGGAAAGUGCCAGCAGUAUGCCAUCACCAACAAGGCUGCCUUUGCCGGCACCCAGUACACCUAUGAAUGCUGGGUCGGCCGGAGCAUUCCACCUGCAAGCCUGAAAGUUGACGACUACCUCUGCAACACCUACAUCUGCCCCGGCGACAAGUCGCAGUUCUGCGGUGGUGUGGGAAGCUACAUGAUGAUGUGGUAUGACACCACCGGCUACUUCCCCGAGAAUGGUACCCUCGCUCCCGCUUUCAGGCCCCCUGCGAGCAAGGCAGUUGUUGGUGACUGGGAGUAUGCUGGUUGCCGUACCGACAACUCGGCAUCCCCUGCGACCAGAGCCCUGAACGACCGGAUUGUCGGACAGUCCAGCACCAACACCAUUGAGAGCUGCGCCCAAGCCUGUGCUGGCUUCUCCUUCUUCGGUGUUGAGUGGGGUGUAGAGUGCUACUGCGGUAACAAUCUCAAUCCUGGUAGUACCGUUGCUGAUGAAAAGACCUGCAACUACGUCUGUGGCGGCGAUCCGACUGAGCUAUGCGGUGGUUCAGGCCGUAUUUCGGUUUACAAGCAAAAGGGAACCGUCAUUGGUAACCCAUCAACCGGCGUGUCAUCUUCAUCUGGGACAGCGUCUGGGACCGCUUCAGCCACUGCUUCUGCUUCUUCCACAUCCUCAUCUGCAAUUGCUUCCGGCACUCCUGGAAACCCACAGUCUAUUGGUCAAUACAGUUCCUUGGGUUGCUACAGCGAUGCUGUUGCCUCCCGCUCUCUCCAGGGCAAGAAUACUCAGUCCAAUGUCAUGAGUCUUGAUGACUGCGCUACGUACUGCGCUGGAUACAAGUAUUUUGGCACCGAGUACUCGGCUGAAUGCUUCUGUGGCAACGACCUUCUCAACGGAGCUGCCCCGGUCACCGACGGCCGCUGCAACAUGCUUUGCAAUGGCAAUCAACAACAAAUCUGCGGUGGUAGCAAUGGGCUCUCCAUGUACCAGCUCAACCCUAACGGCACCUCCAGCUCAGUCACCGCUUCUGGCUCGGCCACUCAAUCCGCCACGGCAUCUGGUACUGCCUCCGGCACCGCUUCCAGUUCCAGCACCGCAUUGGCAACUACCACAUCCUCAGCUGUCCCAACCAUGCCGGCCGUAUCCGUCAAAUGCCCCGACAACAAUAAUGGUACAUACCUCUCCCUCAACGGCAAGACCUUCCUCCUCGAGUGCUUCACCGACCACGAAGGGGGCGAUUUGGCACUCGCCUACGUCGACAGUUACGCUCUGUGUGCCGAGAAGUGCUCCACCACCGACUUGUGCAUGGCGUUUGCGUACGUGCCCGGUGGUACUGGUAUUCAGGCCCCGUGCUACAUGAAGAAGUCGGUCGGACGUGGUUUUAAUAACCAGGCUGUUUGGGGAGCUCAGAUCAUUGCUGUGGCUUCUGCCUCGACCACGACGAGUGCUGCUGCUACAAUGACAAGUGCGGCGAGUGCUAUGGGCUCGAAUAGUGUUGUUGGUCCUUCUGGAUCGGUUGUGACUGGUUCGACUGCUACUGGCUCUGCUACCGAUUCCACUACCACCGGCUCGACUGCCACUGGGUCGACUGCUGCUGGUUCAUCAGUUGCCAGUGCUACAGGAUCGGACGCUAUUUCUGCCGCAUUGCCGGCCGUCUCCGGUACUGCCGCAACCUCAAUCGUCGCUUCUGGUUCCGGCUCGGGUGCUGCCUCCGGCGCGGCUCCGACAGCGGCCUCCACAGUGGCUUCCGGUAGUGCUUCUGCCAGUGUUGCUCCCUCGGCCAGCGUUGCUCCCUCGGACAUUGUUGUUCCUUCGGCCAGCGUUAUCACUUCGGCCAGCGUGGUCUCUUCGGAUAGUAUUGCUCCUUCAGAUAGUAUUGCCCCCUCGGAGAAUACUACUCCCUCGGCCAGCGUUGCUCCAUCGAAUAGUGUUGUUCCUUCGGACAGUGUUGCUCCAUCGGCCAGCAUCAUUCCCUCGGCCAGCGUUGCUUCCAGUGCUAGUGUUGUUCCUAGUACUAGCAUUGCUCACUCGGGCAGUGCAGCCGCCUCAGAAAGCGUUGCUCCUGCUGAAAGUAUUGCUCCAAGCGCGAGUGUAUCUUCUGGUUCUAACACAGGCGUCGCUCCCACAAACUCAGCGAGUGUCACUCCCACGAAUAGUGCCAGCGUUGCUACUACGAUUUCCGUAAGUGUCGCUCCCACUGCAAGUGAUGCUCCUACUACGAGUAUCACUCUCAGCGUCGCUCCAGGAUCCAGCUCAUCUACUACUGCUCCUGCGGUUGUCAGUACCACUCUCUCUGCACCUACUGUCACUUCAGUCCCUCCUGCCGCUGGCACAAGUACUACAACCGCUGCGGCUGUCACGAGUACAGAUCCUGCUCCAGUCACCACUACCACCACUACCGCUACUAGUUCUACUACGAACACCACCCCAGUCUUGUUUACAACUAGUACAACUACUACAACCGCCGCCGCCGUUGCUACUACAGCCCCUACUCAAGCCACCACGACCAUCGCCACUGCUGCCACUACUUCCACCACGAACAUCGCCUCAGCCUCGCCUACAAUUCCUGCUGUUGUGAACUGGGACUACCAAGGAUGUGCCAGUGACUCCAACACCGCCGCGCCUACUGCUCGCGCGCUCAAUGGCACCUACCUAUACGACAGCGCCGGCAUGACCAUUCAAAAAUGUCUUAACUACUGCGCCCAGCAAAACUACCCCCUCGCCGGCCUCGAGUUCCAAUCCCAAUGCUACUGUGGUCUCGAGUUCAAGCCCGGCUACAGCCUCGGCCAGACUGGCUGUAAUCUCACCUGCGCCGGUGACCCAUCAACACGCUGCGGUGGCCGCGCUCGUCUGGACGUCUUCAGACAAACUAACUACGUGACGCCCCGGCUCGUCAACCCGUCCGUGGUUAACGGGCGCUUGGCGACGCCACAGGGUUGCUUCAUCGACAACUCAACGGCUCGUAUUCUCAAAGCUCACUCGUACACCAACAGCACGAGCAUGACGGUCGAGAUGUGCCACGAACGCUGUCAGUCGAGGGGCUACAGUCUCUUUGGCGUGGAGUUCGGCAAGGAGUGUUACUGCGGCAAUUCGCUCGCGGACACGGCGGUGGCGGCGUCAGAGCUGUAUGAGUGCAAGAGGUCGUUCUGCGUCGGUGAUAAGACGGAGUUCUGCGGUGCUGGCUCAAGGUUGUUGCUUUACAGUAUUCAGCCGGCUGGGACUACUUCUCCUGCUAGGAGGAGUAUAGAAAGGAGAAACGAGGGGAUGGUGAAGGUGAAGUUACCCAAUUUGGGCAAAGAUGGGGAGUCUGAUUAUGAGUUGAAAUGGGAUGGUGAUGGGGGUGUGGGACAAGUGAGAAGAAGCGGCUCUGGGCGGAAGAAUAUUGAGAGGCGAUGGGGACGUAGUCUUGGACGGUGAUGAUGAUACUUGGAUGUUUUUUCUGUUUUCUCUUUCUU
Molecule: messenger RNA, 6622 nt
Organism: Neurospora crassa OR74A
Lineage: Eukaryota; Fungi; Ascomycota; Sordariomycetes; Sordariales; Sordariaceae
Exons: 2
Coding region: 225-6584 (2119 amino acids)
Cellular component (GO): plasma membrane
Source: RefSeq, a predicted model, not a curated record